Hippocampus comes (tiger tail seahorse) is the source of this 2056-nucleotide messenger RNA. RefSeq names its product villin-like (gene vill). The transcript has 15 exons. Gene Ontology annotation, biological process: barbed-end actin filament capping; actin filament severing; cytoskeleton organization. Gene Ontology annotation, cellular component: cytoplasm; actin cytoskeleton. Gene Ontology annotation, molecular function: phosphatidylinositol-4,5-bisphosphate binding; actin filament binding. Bases 1 to 2055 code for a protein of 684 amino acids. Lineage: Eukaryota; Metazoa; Chordata; Actinopteri; Syngnathiformes; Syngnathidae. The record is from RefSeq and is a predicted model, not a curated record.
AUGUCAGAAAUAAGCCCCCUCCCAUCCCCUCUCGUCCCACAGGCCACCUUGCUGGCUCAGGAGAUCCGCGACCGGGAGCGAGGCGGCCGGGCUCAGAUCGGCAUCGUGGAGGGCGCGGACGAGCGCGACUCGCCCGAGCUCAUGAAGAGCAUGACGGCGUCGCUGGGCCAGAGGAGCGCCCCGCUCAAGGCCGCCGUGCCCGACGACGACUCGGGGGGGCCGCGCAAGGCCGCCGUCCGGCUCUACCAUGUUUCCGACGUCAGCGGGAAUCUGGUGGUUCGGGAGAUAGCCACGCAGCCUCUGAGCCAAGACCUCCUGCAGUCCUCCGACUGCUACAUCUUGGAUAACGGCGGCUCCGCUGUCAUGGUGUGGAAGGGGAAACACGCCUCCAAGGAGGAGAGGCGGGGCUCUCUCAACCGGGCGGUGGGUUACAUCAAGGCCAAGAACUACCCGGCCAGCACCGGCGUGGAAGUGAUGUGCGAGGGCGGCGAGUCGGCCAUGUUCAAGCACCUCUUCAAGGAGUGGAGGGACAAGAACCAAACGCAGGGCCUGGGCGCCACGCACGGCGUGGGCAAGAUAGCCAAGGUGGACCGGGUGAAGUUCGACGUGCUGGAGCUUCACGCCCGCCCCGAGCUGGCGGCGCAGCAGCGCAUGGUGGAUGACGCCUCGGGGGAUGUCAAGGUGUGGCGCAUCGAGAAUUUGGAGCUGGCGGAGGUCAACCCGAGGACUUACGGACAGUUCUACGGCGGCGACUGCUACCUGGUGCUCUACACGUAUCGCGUGUCCAGCCGGGAGCAGCGCGUUCUCUACAUGUGGCAGGGGCGUCACGCCACCAAAGACGAGGUGACGGCCUGCGCCUAUCAGGCCGUGCUGCUGGACGGCAAGUACGGCGGCGCCCCCGUGCAGGUGCGGGUGGUCAUGGGAAAGGAGCCCCGCCACUUCCUGGCCAUUUUCAAAGGCAAACUGAUCAUCUUUCAGGGCGGUACGGGUCGAGCCGGCGCGGUGGAGCCCGCGGGCGGAGCCAGGCUCUUCCAGGUUCGGGGGACCAACGAGCUCAACACCAAAGCCACCGAAGUUCAGGCCAGGGCGUCGUCCCUCAACGCCAACGACGUUUUCCUGCUCCAGAGCGAGCACUCGUGCUACCUGUGGUACGGAAAGGGUUGCAACGGCGACGAGAGGAUGAUGGCCAAGGCCGUUGCCGACGUGCUCUCCAAGCGCGACAAACAGGUGGUGAUGGAGGGCCAGGAGCCCGCCGAGUUCUGGCUCGCCCUCGGAGGGAAGGCCCCCUACGCCAGCGACAAGAGCCUCCAGAGGGAGGAGCCGCUUCACAGCCCCCGCCUGUUCGAAUGCUCCAAUCAGACGGGCCGGUUCCGGAUGACGGAGGUGGACGACUUUGCGCAGAGCGACCUGGACGAGGAGGACGUCAUGCUGCUGGACACCUGGGAGGAGAUUUUCUUGUGGCUGGGGAACUCCGCCAACGAGUCCGAGACCAAGGAGGCGUGGGAUUGCGCCCGCGAGUACCUGCGCACCCACCCGGCGGGCCGCCAGCAGGACACGGCCGUGGUCGCCGUCAAGCAGGGUUUCGAGCCCCCCACCUUCACCGGCUGGUUUAACGCCUGGGACCCCCACAAGUGGAGCGCGGGCAAGUCCUACGAGCAGAUGAAGAAGGAGCUGAACGGCGAGGCGUCGCUGUCGCAGAGCAUCUUGGAGCUAAGCGCCAGCACUUUAAAUUCGGGCGGCGGUGCCCGGGCUCCCGGGGGCCCCGCGAGCCCGCCUCCUUUGUACACGAGUCGCGUCGGGGACUCGUCCCCUCACGCCGCCGGCCGGAGCGCAUCGGGUCUCCCCUCCGCAACCGCCGGGGGGAAGCACGUGGCCCCCGAGCUCCUCAUCCACAAGGCCGCCUCGGAGCUGCCGCCGGGCGUGGACCCCUGCCACAAAGAGAACUUCCUGUCCGACGCCGACUUUGAGCAGCUGCUUGGCGUGGGCCGCUUAGAAUUCCAGCGCCUGGCGACGUGGCGGCAGAAGGAGUUGAAAAAGAAGGCGGGACUUUUUUAAC